AUCUUUCUAAUUGCUUUCAGCUGAUGUUAUGGUGAACGAUAGUCCCGUACACUUAACCAUCUGUGAUACAGCUGGACAAGAUACAUUGGAUCCUUUGCGUGAGCUGUGUUAUCCGGACAGCGAUGUUUUCUUAUUAUGUUUCUCAGUGGCAAAACCGGAAACGUUUCAUGCCAUCAAAACGAAAUGGGCACCGAAAUUCACAAAAACAAAGGCAACAUUGAUAUUGGUCGGAACUCAAGCAGAUUUGCGUACAAAUACGAAUGUGCUGAAUAAAUUGCAGACAAAAGGCGAGAAGCCAGUAACGUACACGGAUGCCUGGGACCUAGCAACUACAAUUGGCGCAAAAUACAUUGAGACUUCGUCAGCAACACAGGACAAAGUCAAGGAAGUUUUCGAUACAGCGAUUUGGGAAGGCUUAGUACCAAAGACAUUACCGCCAACACCAGCGCCGCUUUGGAAAAAGAUUUUCUGUUUAGCAUAAGUAAAAUAAAUUUAAAAGUACUUUUUGGCUAAAUAUUAACUCAUAUCUUAAUAUAAAAUUAUUUUGUAUUCAU
Molecule: messenger RNA, 554 nt
Organism: Teleopsis dalmanni
Lineage: Eukaryota; Metazoa; Arthropoda; Insecta; Diptera; Diopsidae
Product: rho-related GTP-binding protein RhoV-like
Exons: 3
Coding region: 29-481 (150 amino acids)
Biological process (GO): small GTPase-mediated signal transduction
Molecular function (GO): GTPase activity; GTP binding
Source: RefSeq, a predicted model, not a curated record